Messenger RNA from Syzygium oleosum, 938 nucleotides. Its product is annotated as thylakoid lumenal 15 kDa protein 1, chloroplastic. The transcript is spliced from 8 exons. NCBI's taxonomy places the organism in Eukaryota, Viridiplantae, Streptophyta, Magnoliopsida, Myrtales, Myrtaceae. Gene Ontology annotation, cellular component: chloroplast thylakoid. Bases 97 to 756 code for a protein of 219 amino acids. The record is from RefSeq and is a predicted model, not a curated record.
UUUCAAACUGAAUUUUAGACAGCGUUAUCCAGUAAACCGCAUGUCUUCUUCUCCAUCGCCAGCACGCUCGCUCUCCCCACUCUCUCCAUCGAUGCAAUGGCGCUUCUCAACGUCUCUCCGUGCACUUCCAGAGUCCCGCCAAAGUCCCCUCUCUUUCCCUCCAAAUCUCUUCCUCUCCGGGUUUCAUGUCUCCCCAUUUGCUCCGAUUCUCGUCCACCGGUUCGAAAUCUUGCCUCGCCUUUGGCAUUGUGCGAAUCCGUAGCAAGAACAAGCGCGCUUGCCCUUUUGUCCGCUUCCUUGUUCUUUGCUGAUCCUGCUCUCGCAUUUAAGGGAGGAGGUCCAUACGGUGUGGGAGUUACAAGGGGUCAGGAUCUUACCGGGAAGGAUUUCAGUGGCAAGACUCUAAUAAAACAAGACUUCAAAACGUCCAUACUCCGACAAGCCAAUUUCAAAGGUGCAAAUUUACUCGGUGCAAGCUUCUUCGAUGCUGAUUUGACAGGGGCUGACCUUUCAGAUGCUGAUCUCAGAGGUGCCGACUUUUCCUUGGCUAAUGUAACAAAGGCAAAUCUAAACAAUGCUAACUUAGAAGGUGCACUAGCAACAGGAAACACAUCUUUUAAGGGAUCAAACAUAAAAGGUGCAGACUUCACAGAUGUGCCUCUGAGAGACGAUCAACGAGAGUACCUUUGCAAAGUUGCAGAUGGGGUGAAUCCUACAACUGGAAACGGAACACGUGAGACACUGCUUUGCAAUUAAUCAUACGACAGUUUUUUUCUGGGUAUAUAGCACGACAAUGAAGGAAAGAGUUUAGCUCGGACUUAUUCGUUGGAGCUGAGAUUUCUAUUGAUCUCCAGAUCUUGAGUUUGUAUUGUAUUUUGAGCAAGAAUGAUGGGCUUGCUUCCUUAUAUAUGUAAACGAUCUGUAUAUCGUGUGGUACU